Messenger RNA from Botrytis sinoallii, 909 nucleotides. RefSeq lists its product as uncharacterized. Bases 1 to 909 code for a protein of 302 amino acids. The transcript is spliced from 5 exons. The record is from RefSeq and is a predicted model, not a curated record. NCBI's taxonomy places the organism in Eukaryota, Fungi, Ascomycota, Leotiomycetes, Helotiales, Sclerotiniaceae.
AUGGCGCCACCUGAUGAGACUUCUGUCAAGGAGGUACCAGCUCUCGCCAAGAAUGCAGAGGUAGAGAAAGCAGACGAGCACAAACAUGCAGAAGAGGAAGAUGUCUUGACACUUCGAUCACCAAAUCUCGAUGUCAUUGGUGUCAAAAAUGUCAAUCAAGAGGUUAAUCAGGGUGUCAAUCAAGAACUCAAUCAAGAGGUCAAUCGAAAGGUCAAUCAAGAAGUCAAUCAAAAGGUCAAUCGAAAGGUCAAAAAGCGCCUUCCAUACACAAAAUGGUCAGAAAAGGAACAAGAGAUUGUUCGAGACAUCAUUGACAACCAUAAAAGCAACCCAGAGACAUCUAGAAUGACUCUUGGGGAGCUGGAUAUAUAUUCAGUCAAGAAGCUAGCAGAGGCAGGAUUCAUCAGAACAGGAUCGGCAGUAUGUGAUCUUGUUGCUAAUAUGCCCGAGUCAAUUCGUGCCAUGGAAGCAAGAGAAGAUUCUAAGAAAUCUGCCACCGUCGCAAGCGAGCCGUUUCGUAGACGAAGUACAGUCCCUUUCCAGAGCGCAACUUCAUUGCAGGAGUAUGAUACUUUGAGCAAAAUGAAGAAUAGCCAAUUCGCUCUGAAUGGCAAGCGGAACUACGAAUCGUACAACGGCGAUCCGGCAGUAGAUAGUACCAAUGCUACUAAUGCUGCUGCUGCUCGGAACCGCAAGCACAGGCAUGUUCCAUGGCGACCAACGGCGCAUUUAACCCACAGGGCUUCCAAACGACUUCUGGAUCCAAAUCCUAUGAAGUUGGCAAGAGACAAAGAAACUCCUGUUGCGAUCCGAAACGAUUCACCAUUAGGUCAACCACAGUCAGAGAGUGAUCGAGUGAACAAGCCAGACUUGAAAAAGCCAGAAUUGAAAAAGCCAGAGCUGAAUUAG